AUGUGCAUUAUGGAAAUCUUAAGAGCAAAGCAAUGCAACGCUGAAAAGCAACAGGAAGCGGUAUCGGAAAAGAAAUUGAGUCUGGUUAUGGAAUAUUGGGAAACAGGUCAGGCAUCAGGCGGAGUAUUGUCCGUCCUGUUAGGGGCAAGAACAACCAGUCCUCCACCCAACCUCAGGGCAAGAACAACCAGUCCUCCACCCAACCUCAGGGCAAGAACAACCAGUCCUCCACCCAACCUCAGGGCAAGAACAACCAGUCCUCCACCCAACCUCAGGGCAAGAACAACCAGUCCUCCACCCAACCUCAGGGCAAGAACAACCAGUCCUCCACCCAACCUCAGGGCAAGAACAACCAGUCCUCCACCCAACCUUAGGGCAAGAACAACCAGUCCUCCACCCAACCUCAGGGCAAGAACAACCUGUCCUCCACCCAACCUUAGGGCAAGAACAACCAGUCCUCCACCCAACCUUAGGGCAAGAACAACCAGUCCUCCACCCAACCUUAGGGCAAGAACAACCAGUCCUCCACCCAACCUUAGGGCAAGAACAACCAGUCCUCCACCCAACCUUAGGGCAAGAACAACCAGUCCUCCACCCAACCUUAGGGCAAGAACAACCAGUCCUCCACCCAACCUCAGGGCAAGAACAACCAGUCCUCCACCCAACCUCAGGGUAAGAACAACCAGUCCUCCACCCAACCUCAGGGCAAGAACAACCAGUCCUCCACCCAACCUCAGGGCAAGAACAACCAGUCCUCCACCCAACCUCAGGGCAAGAACAACCAGUCCUCCACCCAACCUCAGGGCAAGAACAACCAGUCCUCCACCCAACCUCAGGGCAAGAACAACCAGUCCUCCACCCAACCUUAGGGCAAGAACAACCAGUCCUCCACCCAACCUCAGGGCAAGAACAACCAGUCCUCCACCCAACCUUAGGGCAAGAACAACCAGUCCUCCACCCAACCUUAGGGCAAGAACAACCAGUCCUCCACCCAACCUUAGGGCAAGAACAACCAGUCCUCCACCCAACCUCAGGGCAAGAACAACCAGUCCUCCACCCAACCUCAGGGCAAGAACAACCAGUCCUCCACCCAACCUUAGGGCAAGAACAACCAGUCCUCCACCCAACCUUAGGGCAAGAACAACCAGUCCUCCACCCAACCUCAGGGUAAGAACAACCAGUCCUCCACCCAACCUCAGGGCAAGAACAACCAGUCCUCCACCCAACCUCAGGGCAAGAGCCAAUAGCUCGCACAACAAGGGCCGCCUAGAGAGUCAUAAACACGGCCCCCAAGAUGCGUUCAUUCUUCCUUUGUCCUGA
This is a messenger RNA of Procambarus clarkii (red swamp crayfish), 1320 nucleotides long. The record is from RefSeq and is a predicted model, not a curated record. Lineage: Eukaryota; Metazoa; Arthropoda; Malacostraca; Decapoda; Cambaridae.